This is a messenger RNA of Oncorhynchus kisutch (coho salmon), 2668 nucleotides long. RefSeq names its product 5-hydroxytryptamine receptor 7-like. Gene Ontology annotation, biological process: adenylate cyclase-activating adrenergic receptor signaling pathway; smooth muscle contraction; chemical synaptic transmission. The coding region runs from base 218 to 1558 and encodes 446 amino acids. The record is from RefSeq and is a predicted model, not a curated record. The transcript is spliced from 2 exons. Gene Ontology annotation, cellular component: plasma membrane. Lineage: Eukaryota; Metazoa; Chordata; Actinopteri; Salmoniformes; Salmonidae. Gene Ontology annotation, molecular function: G protein-coupled serotonin receptor activity.
GGUGCGAGAUGUCCGCAGAAAUAUUUUCUAUACAUUUUUUCUGCCGUGCGUUUUGAGUAAUGUCCUUAAAAUAGAGCGUGUUUCUGACUUGGUUACUAUGAAUGUGCGCUCUGGGCGGACGAUGCAGAUUAGUCAUUUACAUCACACAUGCCCACAUGCACGUCUGUGGGUAGGUAUUUUUUCGGGGUUGCAUGUUCAUGGAUAAAAACCAACCAGCAUGGUCGUGGAUACAAAUGGAACUUUCAACCACAGCAACAUGAGAUCUUACGCGACAGAGAGAGCGGAAGAGCCUGGCGCAACUAACAUGAUUUCGGAGGCGCUCGUUCCACACUUGCUGAAGAUUGUGCAAGAGGCGGCGGAGGCGGCGUCCCCCACUUCGCAGUCUUCUACUCUGCUGAUGGAGAAUGGCACCAGGUGCGGGGAACAAAUUCGGAACUACGACAAGGUGGAGAAAGUAUUUAUUGGAGCGAUCCUCACCACGCUUACGCUGUUUACUAUCUGCGGGAACUUGCUGGUGGUGAUUUCGGUGUGCUUCGUGAAAAAGUUACGGCAGCCGUCCAACUAUCUGAUCGUGUCUCUGGCGGUUGCCGACCUUUCAAUCGCGCUGGCAGUUAUGCCGUUUGUCAGUAUAACGGACCUUAUUGGGGGGCAAUGGGUUUUUGGCCGAGUCUUCUGUAAUGUUUUUAUUGCCAUGGACGUGAUGUGUUGCACUGCAUCUAUAAUGACGCUGUGCGUAAUUAGCAUAGACAGGUACCUGGGCAUAACCAAGCCUCUGACCUACCCUAUGAGGCAGAAUGGCUGUUGCAUGGCCAAGAUGGUGCUGUCCGUGUGGCUCCUCUCUGCCUCCAUCACCCUGCCCCCCCUUUUCGGCUGGGCCCAGAACGUAAAUGACAACAAGGUGUGUCUGAUCAGCCAGGACUUUGGUUACACCAUCUACUCCACCUCAGUGGCGUUCUACAUCCCCGUAUCCGUCAUGCUCAUUAUGUACUACCGCAUCUACCGCGCCGCCAAGCUCAGCGCCGCCAAGCACACCAUCACGGGCUUCCCGCGGGUCGGGGAGGAGGCGGAGCGGGGGGAAGAGGAGGAAGCCAUGGAGGAGCAGGAGGAGGAAGAGGACAGUGUGGACUGUGUGUCGGCCGCUCUGAGGCUCCACAGGGAGGUGGAGGAGUGCACGCGAUUCUCCCGGCUCAUGAGGAGCAACCGGAGGAACAUGUCCAUCUUCAAGCGGGAGCAGAAGGCAGCAGCCACCCUGGGGAUCGUGGUAGGAGCCUUCAGUGUCUGCUGGAUGCCUUUCUUCUUACUGUCCACGGCCAGACCCUUCAUCUGCCGGGCGGACUGCCCUAGCUGUGUGCCCUUGUGGGUGGAGAGGACCCUGUUGUGGCUGGGCUACGCCAACUCCCUCCUCAACCCUUUCAUCUACGCCUUCUUCAACAGGGAUCUGAGGACCACCUACAGCAACCUGCUGCGCUGUCGUUAUCGCAACAUCAACCGCAAGCUGUCCGCCGUCGGGAUGCAACAGGCCCUCAAACUGGUUGAAAAGACUCACUCUGUUAUCUAAAUGUGACCAUGGUAUUAUUGUUGUGGUUUUGUGGCAGCUUCUAUCUAAAUGGUGUUAUUGUUGUGGUUUUGUGACAGCUUCUAUCUAAAUGGUGUUAUUGUUGUGGUUUUGUGACAGCUUCUAUCUAAAUGGUGUUAUUGUUGUGGUUUUGUGACAGCUUCUAUCUAAAUGGUGUUAUUGUUGUGGUAUUGUGGGAGUUGCUAUCUAAAUGGUGUUAUUGUUGUGGUAUUGUGGGAGUUGCCAUCUAAAUGGUGUUAUUGUUGUGGUUUUGUGGGAGUUGCCAUCUAAAUGGUGUUAUUGUUGUGGUUUUGUGGGAGUUGCCAUCUAAAUGGUGUUAUUGUUGUGGUUUUGUGGGAGUUGCCAUUUAAAUGGUGUUAUUGUUGUGGUUUUGUGGGAGUUGCCACAACUGAGAAAGUCUUAGGUCAAUGGCAUCUGCUUGCCUGGUCCUCUACUCAAGAUCUUGCAUGUCCAGACAGUCUAAAACAGGGCUCUGUCACGACUUCCGCCGAAGUUGGCUCCCCUGCCUGUUCGGGCGGUGCUCGGCGGUCGUCGUCACUGGCCUACUAGCCGCCACCGAUCCCUUUUUUCGUUUUCUGUAUGUUUUGUCUUAUUAGUUGCACCUGUGUCUAAUUGUGUGUGCUAGAUGGGCUUCCUUAUUUUAAGUGCGUAUACCCGCCCUUGUUUUGUGUGGGAUUAUUCUUGUGUUAUUUAGGUGUGUUCGUGUUCUGGACCUGGUACCCUGUGUUCUGGACCUGGUACCCUGUGUUGUGGACCUGGUACCCUGUGUUGUGGACCUGGUACCCUGUGUUGUGGGUUGGUCCCUGUGUUGUGGGUUGGUCCCUGUGUUCUGGACCUGGUACCCUGUGUUGUGGGUUGGUCCCUGUGUUCUGGACCUGGUAUCCUGUGUUGUGGGUUGGUACCCUGUGUUGUGGGUUGGUACCCUGUGUUGUGGGUUGGUCCCUGUGUUGUGGGUUGGUACCCUGUGUUGUGGGUUGGUACCCUGUGUUUUAGGUUGGUACCCUGUGUUGUGGACCUGGUACCCUGUGUUGUGGGUUGGUCCCUGUGUUGUGGGUUGGUCCCUGUGUUUUGGGUUUGUCCCUGUGUUUUGGG